Messenger RNA from Balaenoptera ricei (Rice's whale), 8852 nucleotides. RefSeq names its product KIAA1614 ortholog. The record is from RefSeq and is a predicted model, not a curated record. The transcript is spliced from 10 exons. Bases 917 to 4732 code for a protein of 1271 amino acids. Gene Ontology annotation, molecular function: protein kinase C binding. Gene Ontology annotation, cellular component: nucleus; apical plasma membrane; cell cortex. Gene Ontology annotation, biological process: centrosome cycle; regulation of cellular localization; establishment or maintenance of cell polarity. NCBI's taxonomy places the organism in Eukaryota, Metazoa, Chordata, Mammalia, Artiodactyla, Balaenopteridae.
UCCGGCGGCCCGGAAGGCAGCCCCCGCCCCGUCCGAGUCCCCAAACUCGCGGGCGUGCUCGCCGCUUAGACGUCUGGAGGGCAUCGCUCGCCGCCGCCGGGAGGGGCAGCUCCGCAGGGCGCGGGCGGCCGGGACCGGGGCCGCGGCGAGCGCGGAGGGCGGCGGGGCGGGGUGGGGGCGAGGGCCGCUCCUCUAGCCCCUUCCGCCGCCCCUCCUUUCUGCUCUCCCGCUCCCUCUUCCCGUCCCGGCCGGGAAGGCGCCGGGCUUGGCCUCUCUCCCCUUCGUGGCCGAACCAUGAGCUAGCAGCCCAUGCCGCUUCCUCCCCGCCCGACCCCGCGUCCCCUCCCCGGACCCGGAGGGAGGCCGCGGCCCGCGGGUCGGCUGCUCGGGCCCGACCCCACUCGGAGCCCCGGGGCGGCCCGCAGAGCCGGGAGCCGAGCCGGGAGCGCCCCGAGGGCCGAGGCCUGCUGGCCGCACUCUCGGAGCCCCGGCCGAGCCCGCGCGCCCCCGGUCCCCGAAGCGGGCCCAGGAGGGAGAGGGGGGGAGAGGAGGCCCUGGCUUCUCCGGGGAUGGAAGGGAUGGAGGCGGCGGCCCGACCUGCUGGCGGCAGCCUUCACGUCUGCGGCUUAGAGAAGUACAGCACCUGGGCCGUAGACUUCGGCGGUGCCGAGCCGCACAAGUCGAUACCCACUGUUCCCCAGGGGAAGGUCGCAUCCUUCCAGGUCUCCGGAGAUGGAUGAUCUCUGGAAUGCUGUUCGAGUUUACCCGAAAGAAAGUUCUUGUAAUGUGACUGAAAUUGCUCCCAUUACCUUCACAUCCCCUGCUUUCUGGAUUGAACCUUAGAAGAGAGGAACGGGUGGCUGGGCUGCCAAGACAAAGCUGAGGACCCAAAAUAGGGAGCAGAACAGCCAGCUCCAUGGAGGUGACCUCAGCUGUGGAGGGAAGUGGCCCUGAGCCACAGCCGGAGAAUGGACACCUCCCAAGACACUGGCCCUGUCCUCGAGAAGACAGAACACCCAGCCUGAUGGCCCCCCAGCCUCCUGGGGCACAGGGGAUACAGCUCCAAGGCCCCUCCGUGCUGGAGUCCAAGGUGAGGGCCUUGAAGGAGAAGAUGACAGCAGGCAAACAGGGGGCAAGCCCCUGCCUCACUUCUCACGAGCGGCCAUCCCUCAAGAAACCCAAAUGCCGACGAGUCAAGGUGGGUGGAACCAGGACUCCAUCAGAGGGGUCUUCCCUACCUGAUGCCGUGGUGGUCCAUCACGCUCAGAACCCAAACGACGGGCUGCUGGACAGCAGCAUCACUGAGGAGGAGUCCGCCAGGAACGGGGCCCCCGGGCCUCCCAGGUCGCCUGCCUCUGGGCUCCAGAGCUGGAACAGGAGGAGCCCGUGGCCUCCAGAAGCGGUACGGACACUGCCUGACCACGACAGGGCUCUGCCGCCAGGGCCCAGCUCUUUGCAAGAGAGCCCCAUGCACAGAGUCACUCCAAGCCAGCCUGAAGGCUCUGGUCCUUGUAACAAAACCGCCCACAGGACAAGCCUGAGGAAAGGAAGGUCAUACCCCCUGCAGGAUGGUCUCGUCACACAGGAAGACCUGGACAGCUUGUCUCUGACGUCUGAGGAGGACUUCGUCCCCAGGCCAGCCCUGCUGGGGGAGCUCUGGAGAGCUGGAGACCUGGGGGCCCUGGGCACCGGGGGCAGCACCUUGUCCCUGUCUGACCGCGUGGAGAGGAACCGCCUUCUGCUGCAGGAGAUGCUAAGUGUUGGGGGGCAAGGCCCCUCGAAGGUGGGAAGCCCAGCCUGGACUUCAUCCCGGGACAGAGCUGUGCCAGAGCGCCCGGCAGGGGACGUGGACUGGGACUCGGGCAUCUCCCUGCAGGACGCCGACCAGAGCAGGACCUUUAGUCCCAAGCCGGAGCCCGUGCUGAGCCCCAGGCAUGAGGAAGCCAAGCAUCUGCUUCAGCGAGCCCGCAUGAAGGCCAGGACCCGGCCCAUCCGUGCCAGCCACGAUAUUGUGCCCACCCUUGCCCAGGGCAGCCGAGAUGGGCGGAAAAGCCCAGCCUUGGACCCGAGGAUGACCCUUGCCUGCAGAGACAACCUCCAGAACGGGAACACGAGUGACUCCUCCAGCGGGGAGUCCAGCAGCGGGCAGUGGCCGAAGCGGGCCGCCUCCCCGUCCCACGUCCGCUUUGAGGAUGAAUCAGCCCGCGACGCCGAGUCCCGCUACCUCGAGCGGCUGCAGCAGCGUCAGCGCCAGGUGCUGAGCACCGCGCUGCAGCCGGCGGACCAGGGCCUCCUGCGCUCCAAGCCCGACCUCGCCGACUAUGUCCACGGCGGCUGCCGGCGCCAGGACGCGGGCGCGGGGGCUCUCCACCCGCUGCUGGGCGGGCUGGAGCCCCGGGGCCUCCCCGCGCCGCCGCCCGCUCAGGGCAGCGAGAGGAGGUGCCGAGCCUGCGGCCACUGCAUCGCCCCCGACCCGAGGGUCCUCCGGGAGCGCGAAGCCGCCUGCGGGAUGGAGGGGGUGUUGGCGCAGCCCCGCAGCCCUCGGGGCCUGGGCGGCCCCCUCCGGCUCUUCCCUGCCGAGCCCGGACUCCACACCGAGUGGAUCCGGGAGACGCACAUCGGGGGCCAGGCGCGCCCAGAGGAGGCAGACUCGGCCCUGGACAGCACGGACACCUCCGACAGCUGCAGGACCGACAGUGAGGAGGCCGGGACCUCCCAGCCCAGUAGGGUCCGCGGCAGCAGCCCCCGCCUGCGGGCCUCCAGGCCUCGGGGAGGCUACAGGUGGUUCCAAAAGGCUGAAAUGGGGCCGCUCCGGAGCCCUCAGGCCCCGCCCUACCUGCCUGGGCUGGAGCUAGUGGAGGUGUUGGGUGAGGUGACAGAAGGCACGGGACAGACGCCUGAGGGGACUCUGCUCCCCAGAGAAGAUGCUUUCUCUAAGCCUCUUGUCCAGGACUCUAACAGGGCUUCCCUGGGGUCCCAGCCUGGACCAGGGCCGGAAAAUCACUGGGCUCAGCCUGUGGAUUCCCGGACAGCCUAUGCCAUCGCUUCUUCCAUGAAGGUGGGCUCCUCGGCGCCAGGCAGACAAGCCCAGGUUGUAGAGAGCCAAGAGUCUCUGGGAACUGACUCCCCGAAUCAGAGCCACGCAGAGCCCUCUGCCCCCAACCAGGCCCAGCAGCCAACCGCUUCCCUCUCCCCCGAAAGCUGGGUGCCGACCCCUCCCUCUUCAAAGAAAACCACCUCCCCUGUGUCUCACAGGAAGGCAGCCCUGGCUGGACUUCGCAGGCCGGGUGACCAGGGAGAGCCUAUGGACGCCCCCGUGCCUUCUUCCAGAAGCGUAGUUCCCAGGGCCUGUGAGCUCACCCGGCCGCAGCCCCAGCCCCGCAGCCCCUGUGUCACCCCGUCCACCGGUCACUGCAACAACGGCACGCCCCAGGGGCUGCAGGAGCCCUGGGGAGGAGCCAUCUUCGCGGGCAGUGGGGAGAAGGGCGCCUACAGCCAGAAGCCUGCAGCACCGCCGGAGGACCACGGAGAUGGAGGACUCCAGGGCUGUCUCGCCUCAGCAGCUGUUGGCACCAUCAGCUCCAAGGGCAUCACCUUCUCCCCGGCCUCAGAGGAGCCAGCGUCCAGCCAGGAACCAGAGGGCGGCCUGCAGAGGACAGAGCCGAGUUCUGUAGGGCAUGUGUCAUCCCGAGCAUUGCCAGGGGUCAGUGUGGGACCCAGCCUGCCCUCAGCUGCGCCUUCUGACAAGAACAAGAAAAGCAGCGGCAGCAUCUCCUCCACCCUGGGGCUAAAAAAGUUCUUCUUGGCCCUGACAAGUCAGGGCACAAGGCCCAAGCUGGGCAAGUCCCGCAGCUACAGUGUGGAGCAGCUGCAGCCCCCGGCGCCCAGCCCGGCUUCACACACCAGCGCCCCCAAAAUGAAGAGAGCCCCAUCGUUACAAUCCCUGCAUCCGGUGUCACCCUCUCGCCAACGUCGGAAAGCUGCCUCUUUUCAGAACCUCCAUUCUCUGCUGAGUGGCAAGGUGGACCGGUCCAACCUCUACCUGGUAGGGGAGCCAGGGGAUCACAAUGCAGCUGACAGGCCAGCCAAGGCGCCGCCCCGGCGCUCCCUCAGCGUGGAGGACGUGAGUGCCCCGGGCCUGGCUCGUGCCGUGGGCCGCAUGGUGGAGGUGUUCCCGGAUGGCACGAGCCAGCUGCAGCUACAGCGCUCCCCGGAGGGCACUUUCGGCUUCUGUGUGGCCUCUGGGAAUGGACGCCGGGACUCAGGUAGGACCCCCCGCCUCCCUUUUCUGGCUCCACAGCCCUGGGGCCUUGGCAAACCACUGCAGUGCCAUCUGGCUGUGGUUGUUUCCGCUUCCUGUCUUUGGCUGAACAAUGAGCUCUGGACUCAGAGAGCCUCUCAGAGAAAGGACUGGAAUUCUCCCCUCAAGGGGGCAGAGAUGGCAGGCUUGCUCCACUGUCCCUCUGUCCAUCUUGAAGUCAGAAUCUCAGUGCCAUCUUUUCACUGGAGAGCCCGAGGGAGGUUGUCUGUGCUGGCUGGUUCUCUGGAUCCCUUUGACGUGGCUGGUGUGUUUAACCGGUUCCCCUCCUCUAGCUGUGGAGUAUGUCUGGGCACGUGGACCGUGCCUGCCUGUGUGUGCAUCCAGACCCCUCCCUCAGGGCUGGCUCCUGCCGGGCCUGUUCGCAUGUAUCCUGGCUCCAGGCCCCUGGCUGGGCGGCCUGCUAGGUCUUGAUUCAGUGCUGGCAGGAUCAGGGAGGGGCUGUGAACAUCCUUCUGCACUCCGGCCAGCUCUUAGCCCUGCCCCAUGAAUCUUGCAGGGCAAAAUGACUUCCCCAGGCCUUUACCCAAGGUCUGUGGGUCAGAAUCCAUCACAGGGCAAGGGACCUUGACAUACAUUUCUCAGAUGAGAUGAGUAAGGAAGGAAGACAGACGUGCAGGAGUGGGAAGGAGAGGAGAGAGAGGAGGAAGAAAGGGAGAGACAGACACAGAAAGACACGCUCAAAGCUGCCCUGGCUGGGCUGUGCCGCGGAGGGUUUAGUCCUCUGCUUUGAUCUCCUAGGUCAAGAUUAUUUAGCUGGCUGAAAUCUGCCUGCUGCCAGAGUUGCAGACCACAGCGAGUUCUUGCGUAUGUUCCAUCAUUCAUUUUUCAACAAUAUACGUUGAGCACCUACUGGGUGUUGUAGAUACUGGGGAUAGAGCUGUAAAUGGAACAGAGAAAAUCCUCAUCCUCAGGAGGACGCAUUCUCAUGAGGAAGCUAGACUGUAUCUACAAAUAUAUAUAUAUGUUUAUUUAUAUUUAUUUAUAUAUUUUAUAUAUACAUAUAAUGUGUUAUAUGUAUGUCAGAUGGCGAAGAGUACUAAGAAACAAACACAAAUAAAGCAGGAUAAGGCCCAAGGGCAGUGAGUGUGGGAGUACCGGUGGGGCAGCUUUUCUGAGAAGAGACCCCUGAGCAGACAGACACUGGAGUGAAGUGAGGGUGGGCCAUGUGGUGUCUGGGGAAGUGUGUUCCAGGCAGAGGGAACAGCCAGUGCGAGGCCCUGAGGGCUGGGAAUGAGCGUGGCCUGUGGGAGGAACUGCAAGGAGGUCAAGCUGGACAGAGAGGGGUGAAGGGGAGAGACUGAGCUGAGGGCAGAAAGGUGGGAGACAGCUGAGCCCAGAAAUGGGGGAGAGAGACUGAGCUGAGGGCAGAAGGGGCUUUCUUGCCAGUGAGACCGGAGCCACCAGGGGCUUGGAGCAGGGACUGACGUGCUCUGAUUGAACACUUUAACAGGCUCACUGGCUGCUGUGUUGAGAAUAGACCCUAGUGGGGUGACAGUGGAACCAGGAAGACCACUUUUAGGGCUAUUUCAACAGUCCAGGAAAGACAUGGUGGUGGCGGCUUAGACUGGGGUGGCUGUGGAGGUGGUGAGAAGUGGCCGGGGUCUGGUUGACUUGAAGGUAGUUUUGACUAUUUGCUGAUGGAUUUUACAUGAGUGUGAGAGGAAGGGAGGACGAGUUUCUCCCCACUCUGGCCCUCAGGAGGGUGCCUGUCUGUCCUCACAGGGAGAUGGCCAUUGUGAGCAUAUGUUGACCAUUGCAAAGUGCUCCACGGGCUGUUAGCCACUCUGCCCGUUCCUCCAGGUUCCUGUCUCCUUCGGUGAGGGAGACAGGCUCUUCCAGAGAGGCAGCAUGCAGGCAUAGUUAGACGACAGAGUGUGGUUUGUACUCCAGCGCCUCUGCUGGCUGUGUGACCUUGAGCAGGUUACUUACCCACUCUGAGCCUCAGGUCUCUAAUUUGUAAAAUGAAGCUAAUGAAACCCUACCUGGAAGAGUCAUAAGGAGCAUUCAGUGAGGUACAUGGGAAAGUGCCUGGCCCAUUUCUUCCCUUCCCUUUUCAGAAAAAGAAUGUGUAUUGGGGGAGUAGAACUCCAGACGGGGGCAGACAUGAUCUGAGUCAUCUGUCAAUGUGAGAUCAUACCCAACUGGCCAUUCUACUAUGCCCCCCUUCCUCCCCCAAAGUCCCUUUAGGCCCCUUUACAGGCAGUGGGACCCCCUCCCCCAUCCCGUCAUGGACUGCUGAUGGGCAGGGGUCUCUAAUGACCAAGAGCUUCUUGGGCUCUGCCCUGGCCCGCUCCCCAGGAUGCCCCUCACCUGGUUGGUGCAAGCUCUUCCCUGUCGUGCCCAGCUGGUGCCCUGCUCCUGCUGCUGCAGUUGGCUGCUGGAUGUCACGCAGAGCUCCCCUCACACAUGGAACAUGGCUGGUGCUGGUGCCUCCUUGCCACAGGCCGUGCUCCAGCAGCCAAGGGUCACUUCUCCUGGGCCUCAGAGGGGCCGUGAGCUGGGGCUGGUUUGCAUUCCUCACUAAAACAUCAAGAUGCUGGUGUUACUUGCCGGCUAUCACAUCUGAUUCUGUACAGGCAUGUGAGAACAGCAGGCUUCGCCUUCUGCUUCUAAUUGAAUACAACACAGAGAUCAUACAUCCUUAACAAAGGCCGUUUCCAGCAGACAGUAAAUGCCUACGAUAGCAGUCUCUCUGUCAUAUUUGUGUCGUGACUUUCAGUUGUGAAGCCUACCCCAGGCAUGACAGCGGUGUCUGGUCCUCCAGCUGCAUUCUUUUGGGUUUUCUCAUCACUCCCCACUGGCAUGUUCUGCGGUACAGCAGCCGUUUCUGCCGGCUCCACCCCUGCCCUCCUUACCUGCCUCUCCCCAUGCCGCCAACACGCAGACAGGGCAGACAAGCUGUUAAAGAACCCAGAAAGAAGAGGGAAAGGAUAGGGCAAGGGCUGAGAGAAAAGCCCUGUGCAGCCAAGAUGGCAGACAGACCUUGUCAGGAGGGAGCCGGCCUUGCAGGAAAGGCUCAGCUCUGCCAAGAAGCACUGAGAGGCAGUUCCACAGGUCAGACCAGGGAGAAGGAGUAUGUCAACAGCUCCGAUUUGCUACAGCCAGAGCUGCAAACCUUCAGGUGCCUUAGAGGAGGUUUCAAUGCACUUUCAAACCCGAAUUUCAGAGGGUGGGCUCUGAAAAGCUUGACUUCUGUUGGAGCCAGAAGCUCCUAGGGGCUGGGCAGACAAGAAGAUGACCUUGCACUCGUCCAAGACAUCUUAAAAGGCUUCCAGCCGGAGACUGGGGGACAAGACGAGAUGCUCUUUCGGGUCCCUUCUAAGGAAGCUGAUUUUAGGAAGAGGAAGCAGGGAGUCAGGGGUGGGCAGCUGCUUAAUGUUUCUAAUCAGCCAGCCAAGUCCAGGCUGGGGAGCAGCGAGGGUGCUUAAGGCAAUGCUAACCUGACCCCGUGAGUCCUGUAGGGGCUGUCGCGGCAUAGGGUCCCCACCCUGCAGUCCUCCCGCGGAAGGGGCUGAGCUCUGCACACCCGCGCUCACUCGGUGCGUCCGGAUGGAGGGCACCCAACUUUCCCUGGAAGAGCCUGUGCUCCCUUACUGUCAGGUGGAAGCAGCUGACGGAGAAUUUGAAAGGUUUUCAGCAGAAGUUGAGGCAAGAGGGGCUCCCUCAGCUGGACCGUCCUGCACUGUGUAGCGAGGGAGCCCAGCCCAGCCAGCCCGAGGCUUCCAGAGCCUUCCAGAGCCUGCUCCACUGAGUUCCUCGAAUUGAACCCCAGGAUAGGAGAAGCAGGUUCUUCCCAGGCUCACCCUACCUUAGAGACCCAGGGAAUGGUCCCAGCCAGGUGGGGCCUUUUGGGGUCACUGAGGGGAGAGAGUAUGUGUGAAGAAGGGAAAAGUGAGCCACGAUGACUUUAAACACGGGGCCAGAAUUUCUAUGUUUCUUGGGCUUUUGCCCAGAAGCCUCUGAAUCCUAAGUAAGGAACCGUAUCCGAGGAAGACUGAGGCCAGGGCUAGUCCCAGACAAUCCUGUGAAGCAAACCAGGUUUGGAUUUGACCUCAGCCACGUUCGCUACUCCAGUGGUACCAUCCACCACCCAGCUACUUGAGGGCAGCAGCUGGGUCUUAUUUGUGAAUCCCACCUAGCAGGGUGCCAGGCAUGUAGUAGGUCUUUGUCUCAAUUUUUCAACAUUUUCCUCCCUAUUUUACAAUCAAAGCUUAUCCCAGAAAAAGAUAAGAUUAGCUCAUUCACACUGGGGUGUACAUGAAUAAUAACAGCUUAAAGCAUUAUUUGUAUUAGGAGGAUUUUAAAAGAGGAGACAGAGAAAUGAAGUUAUACCAUGGAGGUGGGCACACUGUAUCUAUUUAUAAAGCCAGUUGUGGUUGUGAAGUGGAAUAAUGAGGGAGAGUGUGUGUGUGUGUGUGUAGUGCCCUGUAUGAGCACCUGCCUCCCCUCCACCCCAAACAGCAUCCACCUGAGCAUUCCACAGAGCUGCAUGUCUUUGAUUUGGAUUUCCUGUGUUAGUUCUCCUGUUUUC